This is a messenger RNA of Tachyglossus aculeatus (Australian echidna), 4091 nucleotides long. It is a transcript of the gene LHFPL4, whose product is annotated as LHFPL tetraspan subfamily member 4. Gene Ontology annotation, biological process: sensory perception of sound; gamma-aminobutyric acid receptor clustering. Gene Ontology annotation, molecular function: GABA receptor binding. The coding region runs from base 26 to 853 and encodes 275 amino acids. Gene Ontology annotation, cellular component: postsynaptic membrane; inhibitory synapse; plasma membrane. The transcript has 3 exons. The record is from RefSeq and is a predicted model, not a curated record. Lineage: Eukaryota; Metazoa; Chordata; Mammalia; Monotremata; Tachyglossidae.
CGAGCCCCCGGCCCCCGCCGGCACUAUGCUGCCCUCGCAGGAGGCCUCGAAGCUGUACCACGAGCACUACAUGCGGAACUCGCGGGCCAUCGGAGUGCUCUGGGCCAUCUUCACCAUCUGCUUCGCCAUCAUCAACGUGGUGGUCUUCAUCCAGCCCUAUUGGGUGGGCGACAGCGUGAGCACUCCGAAACCCGGCUACUUCGGCCUCUUCCACUAUUGCGUGGGCAGUGGGCUGGCGGGCCGGGAGCUCACUUGCCGCGGCUCCUUCACCGACUUCAGCACCAUCCCGUCCGGGGCCUUCCAGGCGGCCGCCUUCUUUGUGCUGCUCUCCAUGGUGCUGAUCCUCGGCUGCAUCACCUGCUUCGCUCUCUUCUUCUUCUGCAACACGGCCACGGUCUACAAGAUUUGCGCGUGGAUGCAGCUGCUGGCAGCUCUCUGUCUGGUGCUGGGCUGCAUGAUCUUCCCUGACGGCUGGGACACCGAGAUGGUCAAGGAGAUGUGUGGGGAGAAGACGGGGAAGUAUUCUCUGGGCGACUGCUCUGUGCGCUGGGCCUACAUCCUAGCCAUCAUCGGCAUCCUCAACGCCCUCAUCCUCUCCUUCCUGGCUUUUGUGCUCGGCAACCGGCAGAAUGACCUGCUGCACGACGACCUCAAGACAGAAAGCAAAGAGAAUAUAACCGAGACGCUGCAGUUGGGUCCUGCCCUUGCCCACGGCACCGGACUGGACUCUUUCCUGCCUUUUUCUGCCAACACCGGUUCCGUGAUGCCCACCGCAAAGCCUCAGACUCCUUCAGCCUCACGGGGAUUUUGCCCACCUCGCUCUGAUGGCCCCUCACCCCGCUCUCCAAUCUGAUCUAGAUGACGCUGGACCCCAGGAGGGAGGGAGCACCACGCCCGGCCCCUGGCACUGCUGAUGCAACAGGAGCCGAUAAACUGCAGUUUGCUUUAAGGGGUAAAAAGACCAUUAAAGAUUUCUCCAUUUUGGAGACGCUCCAGAAUGGCCCCAGCCCCUUUGGACCCUGCACCCCGGGAAAGCCCAGGAGGUUUCUGAUUCUCUCUCUGCUCUCGUCCCACAUCUUCUUGGGCUGAGCCAGAGUGCCCGGACCCCAUUUGGGCCACCCCACAGACUGGGCCGCCUCCUGUCCUGCUCAACCCCCACGGGGGCCGCUCCACAGACUGGGCCAGACCUGGUUCCUCUCUGCUUCCUUUCCAGGAUCCCUCCUUCCCCUCCUCCCUUCCUCUUUCCCUUUCUCUCCCCUCACCCCUCCUUCCUUCCAACCCCGUCUUACCUUCCUCCCUUUUUCCUACACCCCCAUGGACAGGGCCAGUUUUGUAGAGCACAGAGUUCUCAGCUCCAUCUCCGGGCAGAGCCCUAUGGACAGAAACUGUCCUGUUUCUUUGAUACUUUUAUGUGUAAUUUGAUUUUGCAGGUCGCCUCUCAACAGGGUACUACUAACACCCCUCCCCCGCCCCCCUCCUCCCACCGGCCCCACUUCUCCUUUCCCCUGAAAUUCACCCAGGAGAUUCACCCGCCAUCGUUUCAUGCUUUAUAGCCAUGGUUCUGAGGAGCUGAGGGGGCCGAGGGCAUGGCAGACGAGCCCCCUCUCCUUAUGGAGAACUCGAAGGGGGAAAAGGGACCCGUGGCACGUGGCUUGGUAUGUGUCCCCACACUGAGGGAAAAUCCAAGUCGGGACUCCAGGCUUGGAGGUCUUGAGUGGCAAGCCACCUUACAGGAGUGGAGGGGGCAGAAAGAAGGGAAGGGAGGGAGAGAAACUUCCCUUUAGUUUCUUUGCCCGAUUCUCCUGGAUCAUCUCCUUCUGCUCAAGCAGGCUGAGGUAGGGUGGAGGAGAGAAAGAGGUGCCAGGCAGGUGUGGCUGCUAGGGACAGGGUUCUCUCUUUGCACCCAGUUGUUGACCUGGUCCAGGGUGUUCUGGGAAUGGUCCUGUGGUGCCCAGCAUGGGGGUCAUGGGAGCUACGCUGAGGAAUAUCCUUUUGUUCCCUUUCCUCUCCUACCCCCGAGAAACAUACACAAUUCCACUUCAAAUUAAAGUUGACUUUGGAUCUGACCAGCCGAAGUUACUAGAAUACCCUCCCCCCCCACCUCCUCCUCAAGACAUUGACAUAGCUCCUGUGCACCUCCCCCCCACCCCCCAGCAUCCAUCCUCCACCAACCUCAAGCCCCUUGUUCUCGUCCUGGAGCUGGCAGGGAUGGGGGUGAAAGCAUGUCCUGAGGGGGUGCACGGAGUCAGGUUACUUGGUAGAGUGAAUGGCUCAAAGAUCCUGGCCCUCUGGAGGCGGCUGGGGUCCAGAGAGCAGCAUCUCCCCUCUUCUCCCUCCAUGAAUGGGAGAAUUUUCCUCCUCAUGCUACCAGUCCCCUCUGUGGCCCAGCACUGUGCUCCCUCCCUCCCCACUUUCUCCAGAUUCCCCUGCUGGAAGCAACCCCCACCCAGCAACACUGUGUCCCAAUUAGAGGGAGGGUGGGCAGACCAAUCCCAGACCUUCUGCCACUAGAGGGGAAUUGACAAGCAGGACACGGGGAAGGGCUGGUCCCAGGGUAGCUGGGGUAGGAGAAUGAAAAGGGAGAGAAACCCGAAACUCCCUGUUGAGUUAGAAAGUCCACGUGGAAGGGAGAAAGACACAGACAGAGGGGGGUGAAGGAAGAGGGACACCCACCAGAAAGAUAUCUCCUCACACCCAGAGUGUACAGAGAAAGUGAGUCAGGGAGAAGAAUACAGAAAGGCACAAAGAGAGUGAGAGGGAAAAUAGGAAAGAAGAAAUGGUGGCUGAUAGAGGGAAGUAGAAAGAAAAAGUGAGGGACAGAGUGAGAGAGAAAAGAGAGGGAGAGAGACAGAGAGACACAGAGGGCCUGAGAGAGAGAGAGAGAGAGAGAGUUAUCCUUCACUAAGUGGGAUAGGGGAAGGCUCCCCCAAGGCUGAAAAAGUUGCCUUGUUUCUAUGAUAAACCAAUAACGACAAACAACUUGACCACGAGGAAGCAAUGACAAUUGCUUCCCUAGGGUUCAGGCACCAGGGAAGGCUCCUUGCUCUUGGGCCACUACAGAGCUUAGGCUCCCAAGGGGUGCUGGUUGGACAACUGGGAUCUCAGGGUGUCCUGGCUGGCCUGAGGUCAGGGGCUUUGUGGGAAUCUGGCCCAAAGAGGUUGGAGCAGGGGAGAAAAGAACAAAGUUCCCAUAAGACAAAGAGAUCCAGGAGCCUUCUAGAGGAACUCUAUCCAAGAGGCCAUCUCCUCAUAGAAGUGGGUCUGAAAGGAAGAAACCCAGCCCCCCAGGAAUAGGGGAAGAGCCAUGCUAGUAAAUUGCUCCCGAUUCUCAUCAGCUUCUCCCAGGAAAGAGAAAACAAAGUGGAAAGGGAAUGUAGAAGCCAGCAUCUUUUUGGGGGGAGGCAGUGGACGAUUUCAGAAUGUGCUCACCCUGAGUGGUCCAAGUGGCUGCAGAUGACAGCCUGGAGGCUGGGCAGGACCGAAUCCCGGUGUCUCCAACAAGAGCUCUGGAGUGGCCUUGGUGGUGCAGACUUGGGCGGAAGAUGUUUUGAGGGCAAGGACGUUCAGACUAGUGCACUUGGGAAGUGUAGUCUGCAGGCAAGAGGGGAGUGGAAAAUGCCACAGCAGUAGCAAAAUCAUCUGCCUGCUCCAAUUUGCUGGCCAAGACCUGUGCAAAUUUUAGCAGGCAGAAGAUUUAGCCACUACACUUCUGUGCCAUCCUCCUCUUGGUGGAGGCAAAGCUAAGGAUCCAGCUGGUCCAAUUAAACAACAGCUUGGUGGGGGUGCGGGGAAGUUCCUUAGUGGCACCCUUAGGUUCCCUAGUGGCACCCCCAGAUCACAGGGAAUGGGCAGGGAGGGGAUAGCUAAGCUGGAGACGGGCAUUUCAACAUAAGAUUAAAGUAACUCAUCAAAUUGAGACAAGAACCUUGUGCAGAAGAUGAAAGCAACUAAUCAAGUUGAGAAGCGAAUCUUCUAGGGAAGAUAAAAGCAAUGGGGUCCUAGGUUCAAUUCCAAGCCCCAUUGCAGGAAACAUUUCAAAGGACCAUGGAGGAAAUUUCUGGAAGGACUGGCUGGGAGGCAUUGGCAGGCUG